This is a messenger RNA of Thalassophryne amazonica, 1381 nucleotides long. It is a transcript of the gene bsg, whose product is annotated as basigin. The record is from RefSeq and is a predicted model, not a curated record. NCBI's taxonomy places the organism in Eukaryota, Metazoa, Chordata, Actinopteri, Batrachoidiformes, Batrachoididae.
UCAGCGGGCUUCAUCAAGUCUCCCUUAUCUCAGAUGAAGCUCAUCAAUGACCGCGCAGAGCUGCAUUGUGAAGUGAUAGGGAACCCCAUCCCUGAGGUGCAGUGGUUUGUAGAGGGUGAGGAACCCAAUGAGACCUUCACCCAACUCUUUGAUGGGGCACGGGAUGACCGUGUAGAAAUAAAUGCCACAUAUACCAUACACGCCACUAGCACCAUUCACCUCAGUGACCUCGACUUCAGCGACUCGGGCACAUAUGAGUGCCGUGCUUCCAACGACCCUGACCGCAAUGAGCUGAAGAAGAUGCCCAAAAUCAAGUGGAUACGCUCACAGGCAAAUGUUAUUGUGAUUGAAAUGCCAAACAUCAUUGCAGAACCUGCUGAGGUCAUCAACCAGACCUCUGCUGUGCUCAGCUGCAACCUGACAGAUACCAGCCUUCCAGUCAAAGGCUCCCAGUGGCUCCAUAAUGGUAAAAUCCUUGAGAGUUCAAAGUCCACAGCUGACAGUCAUGUCACUGUCCUCAAAUUGGAUAAUAUCAACUACCAUUCUAGUGGAAAAUAUGAAUGUGUCUUCCUGACUGAGCCGCAAGUGCAACACACAAUCGAAGUCAAAAUAACUCCCCAUGUUGCUGCCUACAAGCACUCUGAACAUGGCAAUGAAAAUGACAAAGCUGUGCUGAUUUGUGUGAGCCAUGGAUACCCACUGCCCACCGACUGGAACUGGUUCAGACAGGAGGGAGAGGACAACAAAGUAGCUAUAGCCAAUGGAACUGAUCGAUAUGAGAUAAAGAACACCCCUGAGAAAUCCACUCUGACCAUUACGGAGCUGAGCAUUGAAAAAGACAUAGGACUGUACAUCUGCUCUGGCACCAGUGACAUUGGCACCGAAUCUGCUGAGAUCCAGCUGCGCGUCCGUAGUCGCUUGGCUGCUCUCUGGCCAUUUCUUGGCAUUGUGGCUGAAGUGAUCAUCCUGGUUACUAUCAUCUUCAUUUAUGAGAAGAGGAGAAAGCCAGAUGAGAUCAAUGACGAUGAUGAUUCAGGAUCUGCUCCACUGAAGAGCAAUUCUAAUGCAAACCACAAGGACAAAAAUGUGAGGCAAAGGAAUUCUAACUAAAAGGUGGUAAAAGAUUGACUUCCAUGUGGCAACAAUUAAAGGAUUCAGCGCACACAUGGCACAUUAUUGUGCAUCUUGCAAUUUAAAGAAAACUACUGUGCUUGAAUGUUAAUGUUGUAGGAAAAUUGACUGAUUUCCUCUUGUAAUCCUGCGUUCACCAUAUUAUACAGCCUGGGAAUAUCGUGUGAAAUUAUUUCAUCUUGAGGCCAUGGGGCAAAUAUUGCAUGAGAUUAAAUUCUAAUCUAGCAAAGUGUUUUCAUAGUAAAAUCAU